UUGCUACGAAACUGUUCAGUGUUGUUCUAUCUAUGUUAAACAUACGUGUUCGCUGCUUGUAUACAGUGUACACACUCUUUUCUUUUGUGAAUUAGCAUUUGGUUGCACGUUUCUCUUGCAACACCGUCAAAAUGCAAAUCUUCGUGAAAACCUUGACUGGCAAGACCAUCACCUUGGAGGUGGAGCCCUCUGACACCAUCGAGAAUGUCAAGGCUAAGAUCCAGGACAAGGAGGGAAUUCCCCCAGAUCAACAGCGUCUGAUCUUCGCUGGCAAGCAGCUGGAGGAUGGCCGCACUCUGUCCGACUACAACAUCCAGAAGGAGUCGACCUUGCACUUGGUGCUGCGUCUGCGUGGUGGUAUCAUUGAACCAUCUCUGCGUAUCCUAGCCCAGAAGUACAACUGCGACAAGAUGAUUUGCCGCAAAUGCUACGCACGUUUGCAUCCACGUGCCACCAACUGCCGCAAGAAGAAGUGUGGACACACAAACAACCUGCGCCCCAAGAAGAAGUUGAAGUAGAUGAUUCGCAUUUCCAUUUGCAGUUUACUGUUCGAACGCCCGCCCAAAACAUCAUCUUUGGACAUUUAAUUGUCUGGGCGCUUUUUAAGAUCAUCGUCUAUUCAAUUAAGUAAAUAUAAAUUUGUAAAUUUAUCAAGAUGAUUAAGAGCGAAAUGUAUUUACUUGCUGAAAGGCGCUUCGUA
Molecule: messenger RNA, 700 nt
Organism: Drosophila nasuta
Lineage: Eukaryota; Metazoa; Arthropoda; Insecta; Diptera; Drosophilidae
Gene: RpL40
Product: ribosomal protein L40
Exons: 2
Coding region: 132-518 (128 amino acids)
Biological process (GO): translation
Cellular component (GO): ribosome
Molecular function (GO): protein binding; structural constituent of ribosome
Source: RefSeq, a predicted model, not a curated record